AUGGCAUCUGGAGGGUGUUGUGGAGGAGGUGGAGGCAGUGGUGGUCCUCCAGGACAUGGUGGUGGUGUAGGACGUGGUCUUUUGGAUGGUCCUCUGGGAUGUGGUGGUGGACGCGGUGGUGAUGGUACCCCAGGACAUGGUGGUGGUGGUCCUCUGGGACAUGGUGGUAGUGUAGGACGUGGCCUUAUGGAUGGUCCUUUGGGACAUGGUGGUGGGCGAGGUGGAGGUGGUCCUCCAGAAAAUGGUGGUGUUGUAGGACACGGCCUUAUGGAUGAUCCUCCAUGA
This is a messenger RNA of Cryptomeria japonica (Japanese cedar), 285 nucleotides long. Its product is annotated as glycine-rich cell wall structural protein-like. The record is from RefSeq and is a predicted model, not a curated record. The transcript has 2 exons. Lineage: Eukaryota; Viridiplantae; Streptophyta; Pinopsida; Cupressales; Cupressaceae. Bases 1 to 285 code for a protein of 94 amino acids.